This is a messenger RNA of Vitis riparia (riverbank grape), 2705 nucleotides long. RefSeq names its product regulator of nonsense transcripts UPF3. The transcript is spliced from 13 exons. Gene Ontology annotation, molecular function: mRNA binding. Gene Ontology annotation, cellular component: cytoplasm; nucleolus. Lineage: Eukaryota; Viridiplantae; Streptophyta; Magnoliopsida; Vitales; Vitaceae. The record is from RefSeq and is a predicted model, not a curated record. Gene Ontology annotation, biological process: nuclear-transcribed mRNA catabolic process, nonsense-mediated decay; positive regulation of translation. Bases 302 to 1861 code for a protein of 519 amino acids.
AGAGAGAAAGAGGCUCUCUCAACUCUCCAAGUCUCAACACCACACCACCGUAUAAGUGAAACGCAAAGGCCCUUUUGUUCUCUUUAUACGUUCGUUUGAUUUUCUCUCUCUAGCUUCCGCAUGCAUGUCGAUUGUGGAUCAAAUUCGAAGCUGGGGCACCGAACCCACCUUGAUCGAUGCCUAAAGAGAUGUGAUUUCUAGGAGUUUUUCGAAUCUUUCUACCAUUUGGGGCAUCGAAUCUGCGAAGCGUCGCCUUGUUUUCGUCAAUUCUGAUAGGGGUUCUGGGUUGGGAAUUUCGCACAUGAAGGGUCCGUUGGAUCGAACCAAGGUCGUGGUCCGGCACUUGCCGCCGACGAUUUCGGAGGCCGCGUUUUUAGAACAAAUCGAUACCGUCUUCAAGGGGCGCUACACCUUGGUCAAGUUUCGUCCCGGGAAAAACAGCCAGAAGCGACAGUCCUAUUCUAGAGCCUACCUUGACUUCAAGAGGCCAGAGGAUGUUAUUGAGUUUGCUGAGUUCUUUGAUGGGCAUGUUUUUGUUAAUGAGAAAGGUACUCAGUUUAAAACUAUUGUUGAGUAUGCUCCUUCACAACGCAUUCCAAAACAUUGGCCUAAAAAGGAUGGCCGUGAAGGGACAAUAUUUAAAGAUCCUGAGUACAUGGAGUUUGUUGAACUUCUUGCGAAGCCUGUUGAGAAUCUUCCCAGUGCAGAAAUACAAUUGGAGAGAAGAGAAGCAGAACGAGCUGGUGCUGUGAAGGACACUCCUAUAGUUACGCCUCUAAUGGAUUUUGUCCGUCAGAAAAGAGCUGCCAAGGGUGUAUCCCGGAGAUCAUUAUCUAAUGGAAAACUAAGCAGAAGGGCCAGUGGGUCAUCAUCUGGAAAUCCAAGUCUGGGCUCAUCAAAACGGGGUUCUGAAAAGAGAAGACUCUCCACCACAAUGUAUGUUUUACGGGAUACUGCAAAGAACACAAGUGCAAAAGACAAGUCAACGUUCAUUCUGGUUCCAAAGCGAGAUGACCAGCUGCUGUCUGAUAAGUCUGUUAAUCUAGCUGCUGGAGGUGGAGCUGAAGCAUUGGAAGAGGAAAGUGGAGUUUCUGGAGCUGUUGAUGCUGGGAAGAAGAAAGUCCUCCUCCUGAAAGGAAAAGAGAGAGAAAUUUCUCAUCAUUUACUGCAGCAGAAUGUAACAUCUCCAGUAAAGAAUAUACUUGGUGCAAAUGCUCCCAAGCAGAAUCAGAGACGUGAAGGUAGUGGAAGGAUAAUCAGAAGCAUACUUUUAAACAAGGAUGCACGUCAAAGUCAAUCUUCUAUGUUCCAGAUGGAGCAACAGUCCCAAGCCUCUAACUUAGAGAAGGAGAAACGACCUCCUCGCCCUCCACACAUUCAAUUGGCUUCAAAGGAGACAAAUGGAGCUCAAGAUGACAAGGUUGUUGGGAAUGAUGUGCAUAGUUUUGUCAGUGAGAAGCAGGACAAACGUACAAGAAAUAAGGAUAGACCUGACCGUGGUGUAUGGACUCCUCUUCGCCGUUCAGAUGGAUCACAUGCAAGUGAUGAGUCUUUGUCAUCCUCUGCUUCUCAACCUACAUCUUCAGAUUUUCCUGAAGGAAGUCUUGGAGAAAUGAGAUCUGACAUGUCAAAUGCAAGGAGUGGUGAAGUCAAAGCACUUGGAAGUGGACGUGGUGGCCAUUCUGCAUUAGAUAAUGGAUCCCAUAAACACAGUGGUCGCCGUGGACCAACACACAGUGUAAAGGAUGCUGAUGGCUCUUCAAUUGUAAGUGAGGGGAAGCAUUCAAAAAGAGGAAGUGCUCCUGGAUAUGGUUCCCAUGAGAAACAAGUGUGGGUUCAGAAGUCAAGUUCAGGUCCUUAGACUUCCUUAAAAGUUUCUAUGCAGUGAAAUACUUGGGUCCUUUACCGUUUUGGAGCAUGCAUCUGCUAGUGAGUGGAGACUCUCUUUUUGCUAGGCAGAUGAUCAAAUGUAAGCAAAUUUUCAACGGCAGGGUAAGAGGUUCCUCUUGGAAAACCCUAGAGGAAAAUUAAGUUGUUCUGGAUGAUGCAGAUAUUGAUGUAUCUACUACAUGCUGAUUGAAGAAACUCUGGUGUUCAUCAAGGAUGGCUCGGAAUAGGAAGGAAAAAAAAAAAGAAAGAAAAAGAUCAUUGUUAUAAUGAUAUAUAACCCUCAAUUUUCAUCAGGGUGUCCCUUUGAUUGGGUUCUGCUUGCCAAAGGAGCUAUGGGUGUCCUCAUUCUUGCCAUGACUCAGCUGGGUAUCACAAAACUCUGGGUUUAUAGAUGGGUUUCUUCCUUUAGUUAAAACUGUAAAUAUGAUACCAGAGAGAUAUGUACUGCUUGGUUUCUUUUAGUCCCUAUAUGCUGUCUUGUUGAGCAGGCUGCCAUUUGGGUUUGGAGUGCAUUUUGUCUAUAGCCUCGGGUAAAUAUUAGCGCUCCUCUGUAAUUAUGCCUGUGUGAGGAGGAAAGCUGGAAGCUGUCAGUAUGUUUUUCUUUGAAUGUUUUUGACUGAUCACAGUGCAGUGACUUUAGGAGAGGCUUGGAGGAAAAUGUUAGGGCACCAAAAGAAACUCAUUGGUAUCUUUUAACUUUUGGGUGUGUGCUUUAUGGUGUUUUUGGAUGGAAUGAGACACUGCGGACUCUGCUUUAAUGCUAUAUAUAACCUGUAACCCUUCUCAUGGUGCUGCAUUUAUCAAUAGUUGUGCUA